Misgurnus anguillicaudatus (oriental weatherfish) is the source of this 1731-nucleotide messenger RNA. RefSeq names its product v-ral simian leukemia viral oncogene homolog Ba (ras related) (gene ralba). Gene Ontology annotation, molecular function: GTP binding; GTPase activity. The record is from RefSeq and is a predicted model, not a curated record. Gene Ontology annotation, biological process: signal transduction. Gene Ontology annotation, cellular component: membrane. NCBI's taxonomy places the organism in Eukaryota, Metazoa, Chordata, Actinopteri, Cypriniformes, Cobitidae.
AUGACAUCACAUCCGGUUCAUUUGCAUGUCGUGAGGGUGAGGUUUAUGGUAAAACCGACAGUGCCUGAGAAACUCGAGUGUGUGUUUGAUACGGAACGGGCGUUUAAUGCGUUUCACCAGAUAGCAUCCAGACACUGUGGAGGACAAAGUUACCGAGUGGUGGUACCAGUUCGUGUUGUGUACUUAAGGAAAGGAUUCAGACAUGGCAGCCAAUAAGAAUAAGAAUCAGAGCUCGCUGGCCCUACACAAGGUCAUUAUGGUGGGCAGUGGAGGUGUAGGAAAGUCAGCACUCACACUUCAGUUUAUGUAUGAUGAGUUUGUUGAAGAUUAUGAGCCCACAAAGGCUGACAGCUACAGGAAAAAAGUGGUGUUGGACGGAGAGGAGGUGCAGAUUGACAUUUUGGACACGGCCGGGCAGGAAGACUACGCGGCUAUCCGAGACAAUUAUUUCCGUAGCGGAGAGGGUUUCCUGUUAGUGUUCUCCAUAACAGAGCACGAGUCCUUCACAGCCACUGCGGAAUUCAGGGAACAGAUUCUGCGGGUUAAAGCAGAAGAAGAUAAAAUUCCGUUGCUCGUGGUUGGAAAUAAGUCGGACCUUGAGGAUCGCAGACAGGUUUCGGUGGAUGAGGCCAGAGGUAAAUCUGAAGAGUGGGGCGUACAGUAUGUAGAGACUUCAGCCAAGACACGUGCCAAUGUGGAUAAGGUGUUCUUUGAUCUAAUGAGGGAGGUUCGAGCUAAAAAGAUGUCAGAAAAUAAGGACAAAAAUGGGAAGGGAAAAAACAAGAAGAGCAAGAAGAGUUUCAAAGAGCGAUGCUGUUUACUUUGAACUGAACUCGGACUUUCACGCCAAAUCCGCUUAAAACUCUUGAGUCGGAGCCUUUUCUUUCUUAAAAUCAAAACGUGAAUGAUGGGGUUUUGUACUUUGUUCGAGGUAAAGCCUUUAUCACAAUCAUAGUCUUUCACUCCCUCGUUUUUUAUACCUAAAUCGAGAUCAAAAGGUAUAUGAUGACCACUAUGUAUGCUGGCUACUGGUUAAAGAAGACUGUGGCACUUUAGUACUUUCAUUAAACAGUGGUCAAGAUGCUCCCAACACUAACUGUAUUAUUCCAUAAUUUAUAUUUUCUUUCAGUGUUGUGUAAAAAACAUCAGUAGUAAACAGUUAUUUUUAUUGCACACCCAUUAAGUAUUUUUUAAUAAUCAUUUUAAUUCAAUGUGGCAUCAAGAAAGCUUUUUAGAUUAAUAUGUAUGUACUGUAAAAUAAUAUUGUGACAUUCAAUUGUCUAUUAAUUCCUUGUUUAAAAGCACAUAUGCUAUUGCUUACAGAGAGCUAAUAGUGCCACCUCCUGGUUUAAAAUAAGACACCAUGUGGGAUGACAUUUUGUGCCUGCAAGUUAAUAAUCUUUGGGAACUGUUUGCCAUUAUGCUUUCGUGUUAUAUUGAAAUAUUUUUGUAGGACUUUACAUUUCCAUCACUGUCUUAUAAAAUGAAUGUAUUCAACAAAAACGUGCCAACGAAGCAUCGCUCGACUUUGUAGCAUUCUGCAACUGAAAUUGGGAAAGCGAGAUGAAUUUUAUUUUCUGUUUUUUUAGCACUCUGAUCUGGAGCUACUUUAAAACUGCUAUUUUAUAUGAAUGUCACCUGACCUAGACUGCAAUUUGCAUUGUAGUUCCCACUGGCUUUUAGAUGAGUGACUCUAAAGUAUGUUGCCAAAUAAACAUUUCUUUCUUUGUA